CUCCCGUCCGACGCACUUUUCUUCAACCUUCCCUUCACCUCUGCUGAUCUUCUUCGUCAUCAUUACGUCUGCAAGAUCCAGUCUGUGUUUAGCUAAUCGAAGGAUCGAAGAUGUCUGUGCGGGUUCUGAACCCUAAUGCCGAAGUGCUGAACAAAUCGGCUGCACUUCACAUGAAUAUCAAUGCUGCCAAGGGUUUACAAGAUGUCCUCAAGAGUAAUCUCGGGCCUAAAGGCACCAUCAAGAUGCUUGUUGGCGGAGCUGGAGAUAUCAAGUUAACCAAGGAUGGCAACACUUUGUUGAGAGAGAUGCAAAUUCAAAAUCCAACUGCCAUCAUGAUUGCAAGGACAGCUGUUGCACAAGAUGAUAUUAGUGGUGAUGGGACAACUUCUACGGUUAUCUUUAUUGGCGAGCUAAUGAAACAGGCUGAACGUUGUAUUGAUGAAGGGAUGCAUCCACGCGUCGUCGUUGAUGGUUUUGAAAUUGCCAAGAGGGCCACACUGGAAUUUCUUGAAAUUUUUAAGACUCCUGUAUUGAUACAGAUGGGUGAGGAUGCUGAUAAAGAGAUGCUAAAAAUGGUAGCAAGAACGACGUUAAGAACAAAGUUGUAUGAAUCUUUGGCGGAUCAAUUAACUGACAUAGUUGUCAAUGCAGUGCUCUGCAUUCGCAAGCCUGAAGAAGCUAUUGAUCUUUUUAUGGUCGAGAUUAUGCACAUGCGCCACAAGUUUGAUGUAGACACUCGUUUGGUGGAGGGUCUUGUCCUUGAUCAUGGAUCCAGGCAUCCUGAUAUGAAGAGGCGAGCAGAGAAUUGUCACAUAUUGACCUGUAAUGUAUCAUUGGAGUAUGAGAAAAGUGAAAUAAAUGCUGGAUUUUUCUACUCAAACGCGGAACAGAGAGAAGCAAUGGUUGCCGCAGAGAGACGUUCUGUGGACGAGAGAGUGAGAAAAAUCAUCGAUCUGAAAAACAAGGUGUGUGCUGGUACUGACGACAACUUUGUUGUUAUUAAUCAGAAAGGGAUAGAUCCUCCAUCAUUGGAUCUUCUUGCUAGGGCCGGGAUAGUUGCUCUUCGAAGAGCCAAAAGGAGAAACAUGGAACGCUUGGUUUUGGCAUGUGGUGGAGAAGCUGUGAACUCUGUGGAUGAUCUAACCCCUGAUUGCCUUGGAUGGGCUGGACUGGUCUAUGAGCAUGUUCUUGGGGAAGAGAAGUACACAUUUGUUGAGAAUGUAAAGCAUCCGAACUCGUGUACAAUUUUAAUUAAAGGACCGAAUGACCACACUAUAGCACAAAUUAAGGAUGCUGUUAGAGAUGGCCUGCGAUCAGUCAAAAAUACCAUUGAAGACGAAGCAGUUGUACGAGGUGCUGGCGCUUUUGAGGUCGCAGCCCGACAACACUUGGUCAACAAAGUGAAAAAAACUGUUAAAGGGCGUGCUCAACUUGGUAUACAAGCUUUUGCCGAUGCUCUUCUUAUUGUGCCAAAGACGCUUGCUGAAAACUCAGGGCUUGACACUCAGGAUGUGAUAAUUUCUUUGACUGGAGAGCACGACAGCGGAAAUGCUGUCGGACUAAAUCAACACACGGGAGAUCCAAUUGACCCUCUGAUGGAGGGCAUUUUUGACAACUAUGCUGUGAAGCGUCAAAUCAUUAACUCAGGUCCGGUAAUUGCAUCACAGCUGCUACUUGUGGAUGAAGUGAUUCGUGCAGGCCGUAACAUGCGAAAACCAAGCUAAAUGUUCAUUUACGUGUUAUAGUUGCUGGUGCAGGUGGUGGUGAGGUUUGUUUCUUGUUGAUGGGUGAUUCAAGGCCUCAUACCCUUGAAUGAUCCCAAAAAGAUUUUGUUUACAGAUUUUUUGACCAGUCGUAGGCCGUGUUACAUUUUUUAGCCGUCUAACUCUAGACGGCUAAGCGAUUUGCUCCUCGUACUAUUUUGUGAUGUUACAUUUAAAGUUCAAGCUUUUGCUGC
Messenger RNA from Cynara cardunculus var. scolymus (artichoke), 1957 nucleotides. Its product is annotated as T-complex protein 1 subunit zeta 1-like. Gene Ontology annotation, biological process: protein folding. The record is from RefSeq and is a predicted model, not a curated record. The coding region runs from base 111 to 1724 and encodes 537 amino acids. The transcript is spliced from 16 exons. Gene Ontology annotation, molecular function: ATP hydrolysis activity; ATP binding; ATP-dependent protein folding chaperone. NCBI's taxonomy places the organism in Eukaryota, Viridiplantae, Streptophyta, Magnoliopsida, Asterales, Asteraceae. Gene Ontology annotation, cellular component: chaperonin-containing T-complex.